AAGGACUCUAGAACUCUAAAUAAAACCUACGCAUUAGCUUCUUUCUCAAAGAACAAAAACACAGAAGCUGUUGCCUUUCUUCUUCCACCAAACAUACUCCAUUACUAUCCAAACUUCAAUUCCAAAAAGCCAUGAAAAUCAACCACGAAAUCCAUUAAAAAUCAGCUCCAAUUCACCUCAAAUCAUCUCCGAACAUCCCAGAAAACGCAACUGAAGCAGCUGCAAAAACAGAACAAAAACCUAGACUAAAAAAUCGGCAGCCACCACCCAUCUCACCGAAAACCAACUUCAUCGCACUAAAUCUACACACCUCAGCCGCAUACCAUCAAUAAUUGGCGACGCACACCAAUAGAAAGAAUCUGCCGACUCCCACCUCCUAGAAAUAAAAUACUCCCAAAGUGUAGAUUUCUAAUUAAAAAGACACUUACAUACAAGAGGGCAAAGAAAGAACUUCAAAGAAUCGGAACAAUGGCAGGCCCUCUCUUUUCCUUUUGGAUUUAAUCGUUUCAAUCUCUGCUUUCCCCUUUGAUGUACUAUCUCAAAUGGCUAUUUAACCAAAGUUUUGAGUAAUCAAAAAUCCAUCCAAAUUCAUGCUCGAAGUUGACAAGUUAUUGCACUUUGAGUCAAACGACGAGGUUUCCGACCUGGAUUCCGUUAAUGAAAUUUCACUUUGGCUGUCAGAACGAUACUGUGUUGUACAAAUUCGCCUUUUGAAUAUUGAAGAAAGUUUAUUGAUUUGAGGGCUAUUGCUGUGGAUAAGGCAACGCAACAAAGAAUGCGACCUAGUGCUGCUAGGGUCAAGGUUAUUCUUGAUCUAUUAGAUAAACAUCCUAAAAAGGUCAGGCUGCAGAUUUUAGAUCGAGUUACAGGUAAAUCUGUCGUGUUCUAUCAAGAGAUAGUGUAUGACAACCUUCCUAAGUAUUGUACGUUUUGCAAGCAUCAAGGACAUGAUGAAAAGGCAUGUAUAAUUAAGAAAGAAAAAGCUGGAACAGAGGUGGUGGCAGAGGAGAAUUAUUUACAUAGUAAUCUGCCUGGUAAGGAGGUGUUUGCUGUUGACAAGCUACAAAGGGAUGCAAGGGAAUACUUAAACGCUAAAAGAGCUGGGCAAAUAACCAAGGAUGUACUAGAAAAAGAUGGAAAGCAAGGAGUUAAAGCAACAAAAGAAACAGUAGUUAGUCAGCGGGUGUUGCAAAUUGAAGGAGGAAAACACAUUGUUAAUGAAAACAAUAAGAAUGUAAUGCAAACUGUAGUUGAUGCCUCAAUGAUUGAUAAAGGUCCUCUUAAGCCUCCACGUGAUGUCCCUGCUAAAACAACAUUGGCAAGGAUUUUCAAUGUUGUGAAUCCAAUUCUGAAAGCAUACGACAAUUUGUCUUUUUCUAAUGCUACAGCUGUUUUGUCAACUAAUGAAGGCCCAAACGAUGCUGUUCAACCUGGGCUGAUGGAUGACACUGCUUUAGUUGCAACUGUUUGAGAACUCUAUGCCAAGAAUAAUCCAGCAAUAAAAGUUGCGUCAAAAGAUGCAAAUUUAAUGGAAGCUGCUGAUCGAGAUGCAAUACCAGGUCAAACUGGUGCAGCUUCUACUGUUUCGAAGUUGGAUGACAAUGCUGGAGAUAAUCUUGGAGCUGCAGAAGUUAAAAAUUUGAAGGCUACUGUUGCAUUGAAGGGAGCUUGGGAUCGAGAUACUGCUGGGGUCGCUGAACCAACAACCGAUCCAGCAACCAAUGCCAAGAAUCAUGAAAUAAAUGUGUUUGUAGGACAGAAAUCUGGAAUUGAAGCAGCUAUUACAUGUUCAAAUGUGGGGGCGACUAUUGCAUUGAACAUAACUGGUUAUCUAACUACUGUGGGGGAUCCUAAAACUAAUGUUGCAGCUGAUAUUGUUGGAAGAUCAUCAGGUAUCAAGGCUACAGUCGUACAUGUUGAGGGGCAGGUGUCGAAUAAUCCAAGGCAAAAUGCUACAGUUCCAUGCAACUCAGAUACAAAGAGCAAAAAGUGGGUAGUGGUGAAUAAAUCGACUAACAAGAAGCAAGCUACAGGUGCGCAAAAUCAUAUUGUUCCAUCAAAUGUUAUUGGGGUCUCGAACUCUUUUGAUGCUUUGGUGAAUGAGGGUGAGCAUGUUACGAAGGAGGCUGAAAAUACGGGGCAACAGAUGGAUGAUGACACACGAUCAAUAGUUGGAAAAACCAGCUCUACAGCUAUGCUGAUGAACACAACUUCAAAAAAUGGGCAACCACAAGCUCCAGGCAGUAACUCACAGCAGCAAACUUCCACAAACACAGGUGAUCGUAUAAUUAUUUCGAAUGACAUUAUUCUUGUUGAUGCGCAAAAGGCCGAAACACUGUUCCAAUGCUCUUAAGUUGCUUUUUUCCAAUCCAAAUGUUGAAAAAAUAAUCAAAGAUGCCCAGAAUGAAAUGAUGAUAAAGCAUACUUUGCUGAAACAACCGUUGGUAACCUUGAACACUUCCGUAUUUGAUACUCAAUCUGUGGAGUCGUUUGGGGAAUUUGAAGGUGAAUCUGGGUAGCUUGUGCUGUCAACUGGGAACAAUAAUGAGGUUAUCCAGUCAAAGGUAAAGGAAAUGGAUAUCAAUUCUAAGUUGUGGCAUCACCAAUGAGAAUAUGAUGAUGAAGAAGAUCGGGGUGAUGGAUUUGCUGGCUAUUCAUCUGAAGAAGGCGAGCAGGAGGAGUUUGAUCAGGAGAGUGCAGGAGAGGACCUUGAUGCUACAAUCAAGACAUAGUCCCAUGGGAAAACUACAGCACCUCCAACGAGCAAUUUGAAUUGUCAUGCACCUGCUUUCAUUCCCAGGAAUUCUCCAACUGGUGCUAAGCCAAAUGCUGCAACUGGAAGUUUACCUCAAGACAUAGCAACAUCUUCCAAACAUGUCACUCCAGGUGCUACUACCAAUUCUCCAACAAGAAGUUUAAAUCAAGCUGCUAUAACAGGCGAGGAGAAGAUUAAUACAGUUGAUCGAGGAAAAUCUGGGCAGGAGCUAAUGGUGACCACUGAAAGAUUGGAGUACAAUGCAACAACAAAUGUUGAGAAGCCUUCUUCAAUGGAUAUAUCAAGCCAACAUGCAGAACCAUAUUCAACUAUGACGCAGCAGCAACAACUCACUUCAAACACUUCAGCUAUUAUGCAACUUGGAGAUCGAAAAGCAGCAGCAACAAUACAAGUUGAGCAGCAGCAAAUUGUCACAACCAAUCCAGUCAUUUCAGCAGAGGAAAGAAAAUUAUUGGAUGCAAUGGUGAGUCCACAUCUAGUAAAACCUUUAAAUGUUGUUACUUGUAGCACUGGUCACAUGAGUAGAGGAAAGAACAAAUUGCAAAACACAGAACAAAGCAAGACAAUGGUGACAAAUACACAAGGUCAAUAUGCAUUGGAGACAAUUGUUAUCGACCAAAAUGUUCCACAACCAAUGCACCUGGGGAGAGACUUGUAUGAAGACGGAGAGGAAGAAGCAAUGUUACAACAGUGUAGAAAAGAGGCAGCAAGAAAAGGAGAUCUAUCACCAAUGCAUAGCGGCAAAGGUAAGAAGACCCAUACAAGGAAAAAUAGUUGGGACGACAAGGUUAGUAAUUUUUUAAAUGUUAGGCGACCUCUAAUGAGAGUUGCCAAACAAAAGAUGGCUGCCCCAACUACAUAUACAAAGUCCAAUCGUUCAAAAAGGAAAUCUUGAAUUUUGAAUACAUCUUGAAGAAUUGGGAUUGUGAUGAAAAAAAGUUACAAAUUGAAGAAAUUACAAGCUCGGACAAGAAGGGGCAACAUUUUAAUUCCUUCAUCAUUUUAUUCUACCAUUAUAUUAGCAUUCUCAUUUGUAAUAUCAUCACAGAGUAUGUUAUAAACUCUAUGAUGAUCAUUGAAUAUUUGGUACUUUUUAGUUCUUAUUUUUUACAUGCAUGUUAGUAGGUGAGGCUAUUUAAAGCCUCAAUAGGAAUAGUAAGGUAAGGUUUAGCCGGGUUGGUGUUACCUUGGUCCUAUGCCUUUGGAAAAUAUCCACACGGCUAUGAGAUUAUAUGCCCUCGUGAGACUAUGUCGGCAACUACCCCAUGAAUCCUCUACAUGAGGCUGCCAUCAUAAGGCAAUGUGAGGCUCAGAGGAGUGAUUAUAUAGCAAAGGCAUAUUGGUAACAAAACCGGUGCUAUUGUCUCCCUUAUUUGUACUUAUCCGAAUUGUUGUA
Messenger RNA from Nicotiana tabacum (common tobacco), 4172 nucleotides. NCBI's taxonomy places the organism in Eukaryota, Viridiplantae, Streptophyta, Magnoliopsida, Solanales, Solanaceae. The record is from RefSeq and is a predicted model, not a curated record.